CAGCCGAGACGCAGCGGUAGGGGAUGGCCUGUGGCCGGCAGAGCGCCGCAGGGGCUUCCAGAGAGGCCUCUGCGUGCGCCUGUCCGGCCCCAGCCCGCUGUUCAGGCUCAGGAGCCCGGGCUGCGCCACUCUCCCGCCUGUCCGCUAAGUCCAAAGGCCCCCAGUUCGGAUGUCUGGGGAACUACAUGUCCCAGCGAGCCUUGCGCCCGCGCAUGCCUCGAUCGUAGCCCCGGAGGUCCACCUUCAGUUGGGACCCAGUCGCUCCGGACCGAGAGCCGCAGGGGCUAUGCAGUCCUUUGGACUCUUUAUGUCGUUCUCAGACGUUUUACCUACACUCCCCGUGCCGGCUACUGGGGAGCCAGAACAGCCUGGGCUCUGCCCUGGAGCGUUGAAGGUCCGGGUAACAGAGUACUGCACUCUGGCGCAGUCCUCACUGUGUUGGGGAAGCGCGAAAGCCUUAUGGUCCCGGGAGGGGCUAGGUCUUUCGAGGGUCACACAACUAAGGGCCGCUAAGCUGGAGUCAAGGUGUAGCUGGAGACCAAAGAGGAGAGGAGAGGGGACACUUAAGAUGGAGGGAAAAUGGAGAAUUCAGUUGAAGUCUUAUCCCCCCACCCCGCGUCCCCCUUCUUCCUCGGUCUGCCCAGCUCUGCACUUCAGCAGCCACUAAGUCUUAAAUCUAGACAGUAGGAUGAUGGUUCCUGAUCCUCCUGCAGACCCUCAAGGCCCUCGAGGUGGAAGUUUUAGGAAUGGGGAUGAAUCAAGAGCCUCAUUGCGCCACAUAAAGCUCACACAUCCGAAUGCAGAUCGGGGCCAGAAAGCUAGACAGUUAACACCCGAGAUGCACACACUUGACAGCCCUUAUCAUCCCUCUGAAGGAUGUACUUCCAUCCCCAUUUUACACUUGGACAAACAUCUUCACAGAGAUUUGUGACUUGUCAAGGUCACACAGCUCAAGGGGCAGAACAGGCUCUGCACAUAACCAUUAGUGAUGUCUUAUCCCCUUAGUAACACGUGGGAGAUGAGCGACAGUGCUGAGUGUAUCUUAGGUGUUUAGUAAACGCCAUCUGUCAUUAGAGUUGUUACUGUCCCGAUUUUACAGACAAGAGACAAAGAGUGGUGAGAAGCAAAUAAAUUACCUAGGGUCUCAAAGCUGAAGCCAAGGUGUUGUACAUGUGAGCCCCAGAUCCCAACACCUCUGGCAUCCCUGCCUCCCGGCCCAUCUAUCUGUGUAGUCAAUUUUUACAAGAGUCAAAGCUUUUGUAAGGGGUUCAGAUGCAUUCAGUUCAGCUCUCAACAGUGAUAACUAGGCCAGGGGUUUGUGAACCCUACCAGGUGUGUGAGGCCCUGGUAUCUGGGAAGUCCAGUCUUGAGCUGGCCUUGCCAGCCAUAAAGUGUGUCCUGAGGUGAUACCUCAGUCUGUUACUUCCUGCUGACUCCAUCCUAUGAAGGUUACUGUGCCCUGCUUUAGAGGGAGGCUUAGGAGGCCAUGGAAAGGAGGGUUAAGUACUUUCUGACCCUGAGGGAGGCAGCCUGCUGUCCAGAUUUUUGGGUAGGUAGGAACCCUGACUGAGCAGGGCCCCAGCAGGAAAUGAUGACCACACCCUCCUCUUCCUGUCUUAGCCUGCCUAAGCCUGUCCCAUCUGCUGAGGCUUUGAAGGGGGGAGCUGGAAUGUAGUAGCAUCAAGUGCCUUGAUUUAGAAGGAACAGGAUUUGAGUGUCUCUCUGGCUUUUGUCUCCUUGGUGUGAUCUGGAGCGACCCUAAUUUUCUGUGGACCUUUUGUGACACUGCAAUCAGGCAUACUACCUCUCGACUCAGUUUCCUCAUCUGGAGAACAGGGAAGACACAUCUAGCCAUUGUGAGAAGAUGAUCAGGGUUGGACUCACCAGACCUGGCAGGAUACCGUAGGGUUGUGAGCCCCGGCCCAGCCCCUCCACCUCCCUGCCCCCCUGAUGCGACCAUGGGCUCUGGCAGUGACUAGGUGGCCACCCUCUGCCCCUGUGGGUCAACGUCAGUUCUCUGCAGGACCCAGAAGUGCUCCAGGCCAGCUCUGGGGAAGUCCUACCAGGGCCUCCUCUCUGUGGUACAGCCCCGGCCACCAGGGCCCCCUGGCCAGCCCACCUGCCCAGGAUGAGCACUUACCCUCCCAGCAGCCGCUGCCCCGACCUCCACACCUCCCCGUAGAGGAGCACCGAGCCUCGGCUCCUGCCGGCGGGAGCCCCCGAAUGCUGCACCCGGCCACCCAGCAGAGCCCGUUCAUGGUUGACCUCCACGAGCAGGUGCACCAGGGACCUGUCCCUCUGUCUUACACAGUCACAACAGUGACCACCCAAGGCUUCCCCUUGCCUACAGGCCAACACAUCCCCGGCUGCAGCGCCCAGCAGCUCCCAGCAUGCUCCGUGAUGUUCAGUGGGCAGCACUACCCACUGUGCUGCCUCCCACCCCCGCAGCUGAUCCAGGCGUGCACCAUGCAGCAGCUCCCCGUGCCCUACCAGACCUACCCCCACCUCAUCUCCAGUGACCACUACAUCUUGCACCCUCCACCCCCGGCGCCCCCACCGCAGCCUGCCCACAUGGCACCUCUUGGGCAGUUCGUCUCUCUGCAGACCCAGCACCCACGCAUGCCCCUGCAGCGGCUCGAUAAUGAUGUGGACCUGCGUGGGGAGCAGCACCCCUUGGGUGGCUUCAGUUAUUCCACCUCUGGCCCUGGCCCAGCUUUGUCCCCCUCAGUGCCUCUGCACUACCUGCCCCAUGAUCCGCUGCACCAGGAGCUGUCAUUUGGUGUGCCGUAUUCCCACAUGAUGCCGCGAAGACUGAGCACCCAGAGAUACCGCCUGCAGCAGCCACUGCCCCCACCACCCCCGCCACCACCGCCACCACCUUAUUACCCCAGCUUCCUGCCCUACUUCCUCUCCAUGCUGCCAAUGUCACCAACAGCGAUGGGGCCCACCAUCAGCCUGGAUCUGGAUGUGGAUGACGUGGAGAUGGAGAAUUAUGAGGCCCUCCUGAACCUGGCUGAGCGGCUGGGAGACGCCAAGCCUCGAGGCCUCACCAAAGCAGACAUCGAGCAGCUCCCGUCUUACCGUUUUAAUGCGGACAGCCAUCAGUCGGAGCAGACACUGUGUGUGGUCUGCUUCAGUGAUUUCGAGGCACGGCAGCUGCUCCGAGUCCUCCCCUGUAACCACGAGUUCCACGCCAAGUGUGUCGACAAGUGGUUGAAGGCCAACCGGACGUGUCCCAUUUGCCGGGCUGAUGCUUCUGAGGUGCCCAGAGAGGCUGAGUGAAGCCCCACAGCUGCCCAGGAGAACCCUGCCCGAAGCUCUGGAAACUUGAGGGACCCAGGGAGGGAACGGCCCAGGCUCAGUUCCCACCUGCAUCUCCAGAGCUGGAGCCAGGGUCAGCCCUGCGAGAAGCCCCUGCAAUAAGCCCCUGCAUUUGCCAAGCUCCAAAGACUCCUUUCCUCAUCUGCCUGCCUGUCUGCCACCGCGGAGCUGCCUGGGUGUCCCCAACUCAGCCUCCCUCCUGUUUGCCCAUGGGUUCUUUGUUUUCCUGCUUGGCACUGGGAGCCAGAGGAUUGUUCCCCAUGGUGGCUGGUAGCAGUCCUUGGCCCCAUGAUGGAUAAGGGUUUGCCACCCUGGGUCAGCUGGGCUUUUGCACUGAAUUAGUGUGCCCUCUGUCUGCCCAGGUGAAACUUCCAGGUGUGUGGACAGACAGUGGCAUGAGGCCAUUUCCUAAGCCCCAGGGCUGAGUGCUUGACCUCAGAAGCGUCAGGCUGCCAGCCCCCGCCUGAGACUGUAGGGUGUCCUGGCGGGGCCUCUUGAGCAAGUGGACACUGGCCCCAGGCUGGGGCAGUGUAUGCUGAAGGGGUCCAGGCCGUGUUGGCAGAGCGAGACCCUGUGUUCUGGUGGCUGCCCCUUCACCAGUGACAGGGUCAGACCCAUGUCCGCUCUUCUCCCCUCUGUCAUUUUGCAUGAAUGUGAGGAGCAGCAGCUUUUGUUUAUUCAUUUGGCCCAAAAUUGCGUGUAGGAUUGGGGGGGUGUGGAUAUUUAUGACAGUUUUUUUCCUUCGAUUUAGUGGGGGGUACAGGGAUCAACCAGGACUGAACGCCCAGGGGGCAGAGAAGGGUCAAGUAGGGCCACCUGGCCUGCAUGCGUGUGUGCGGCUGGGGCUGGGCUGGGCUGGGCAGCCAGCGGUCGGAGGGCAGGGUUGGGGGAUUCUGUGCUCAGCUGAUAACUGCCAUGCACUGUACUGCACACGUCCCUAGAGCCUACUGGGACCGUCCGCUUUUCAGGGCAUUUCUCCCUCUCCAGCCCAGGUCUGCCUCCCACCUGCCUGGGUUAGUCUCCUCCAAGGAAUCCCCGGAGGACAGGGACUAGGGAGUGUGAGGACCAUCAAUCCUGGAGGUUCCUCCCAGCCUGAUCCUUGUCCUUCAAGGUCUGGAGGGGGGACCCCUUAGGGUCUGGCUGAGCUCCCCACCCUCCUUCCCUGAUCCCAUUCCUUCCCUGCCCCCAGCUGGGGUUGCUGCCCUGAAUGAACGAACCGCGUGUGGGGCCGGCACAUCCUAGCAGGCAGCCCUCGGCGCCUGCUGCCUCAGGGAUGCUCCAACCACCCUCGUUCUCCCCGCAGCGGCCCUGGCCCCUGCCUCCCGCCCCAGCCUGCCAUGGGACCCCUCAGCCUGGUCCCACCCCCAUGGAGAACCCAAAGUCUUAACUGUAUAUAAUUCCAGGUGACGUUUCUAUAUUUAUAGCAGUGUUGAAAAACCCACGUGUUUUACAGAGAACCACUCCUACCCCCCUCCCUUCCCCACCCCAACAAAAGGUUUUCAGAAACCCUUACAGUUCCUGGGGCAGGCGGAAACAGGUUCACGGAUUGUGUGUCGUCUGCAGCAAUUCCAGCAAGCAGCUACUGGGGGGAAAACAACAUUUUAAAAAAUCAUCAUUUAAAAAAAAAAGAUUUAUGAGACAAUUAUUUAGGAUGUUUGUGAUUUGCUGACCUUGCUAUAGAUGCCAUGUUACCAAUGAUUUCCUGUGGUGGGGGCUUGUCAUUGUUUACUCUUUUAUUUACCAACUUCUGGCCUAGGCAUGACAGUGGGCACCUUCCCCCAGCCCCGGCUGGGCCCAGCGCCUGUGUUCUGUGUUAGAAAGUUUUUAUAUAUGUAUAAUUACAUAUAUAUAUAUAAAUAUAUGUAAUUGUGGGGGCCCUGUUCCUUGCACAUUUUACAGUUACCUCAUUUUUCCCAUGUAUGUAUUUGAGAAAAUGCUAAUAUAUAGAGAAAAAAAUGGUUCUUAAAGCUUAAAUGUGUGGUUUUUUCCAUUCCAUUGGAUUCACAUUGGUUUGUAGCAUUUAACAUAACUAGUAUGUUGUAUUAUAUAUAUGUGUAUACUGAUUGAAAUUUUUAACAGAUUUGUACUUUUUUUAAAAUGAAAGUUGCUAGUUCUGCUUGACCAAGUAGUGCAAUCAUUAUUUUUUUUAAUAUUGUUGCUGAUUUCAGAGGGAUAUUCACUAAUAAAUGUAUGAUGUAUACCAA
Molecule: messenger RNA, 5525 nt
Organism: Cavia porcellus (domestic guinea pig)
Lineage: Eukaryota; Metazoa; Chordata; Mammalia; Rodentia; Caviidae
Gene: Rnf44
Product: ring finger protein 44
Exons: 11
Coding region: 1951-3282 (443 amino acids)
Biological process (GO): protein ubiquitination
Molecular function (GO): ubiquitin protein ligase activity
Source: RefSeq, a predicted model, not a curated record